Molecule: messenger RNA, 13376 nt
Organism: Gopherus flavomarginatus (Mexican gopher tortoise)
Lineage: Eukaryota; Metazoa; Chordata; Testudines; Testudinidae
Gene: VPS13A
Product: vacuolar protein sorting 13 homolog A
Exons: 71
Coding region: 201-9416 (3071 amino acids)
Biological process (GO): protein retention in Golgi apparatus; autophagy; protein targeting to vacuole
Cellular component (GO): extrinsic component of membrane
Source: RefSeq, a predicted model, not a curated record
GACCGCUCCUUGUGCGCAUGCGCGGAGGGUGUGGCCCGUUGGGAGAGGCUGCCAGGGAGCGGGUGAGCCCGUCGCAGCGCUGGGGCUUCUACGCGCUGCUCAGGGUGGGGACCCCGCAGCCUCUAGUCUGAGAGGCCCAGGCAGGCGGAGGGGAGCGAGCGCGCGGCCCGAGGCAGCGGCGGCUUCCGGGCCGGGGCAGGAUGGUCUUCGAGUCGCUGGUCGUGGACGUUCUGAACCGGUUCCUGGGCGACUACGUGGUGAACCUGGACAGCUCCCAGCUCAGCCUGGGCAUCUGGGGAGGAGCUGUAGCACUUAAGAAUCUUGAAAUAAAGGAAAAUGCACUGAGUCAGCUGGAUGUACCAUUUAAAGUAAAAGCAGGGCAUAUUGGUCAACUUAAUCUACAAAUCCCUUGGAAAUACCUUUAUACUCAACCAGUUGAGGCUGUUCUGGAUGGAGUUUAUUUGCUUAUAGUGCCUACAGCCAGCAUAAAAUAUGAUGCUGAAAAGGAAGACAGACAGCUCCUAGAAGCAAAGCAAAGGGAACUACAAAGAAUAGAGAAUGCAAAACAGAAAAUAGCUGACCAGGAUAAAGGAAAAGAAGAGAAACAAGACACUUUUGUAGAAAAAUUAGUCACUCAGGUCAUCAAAAAUCUUCAGGUGAAAAUUUCCAACAUCCAUGUUCGAUAUGAAGAUGAUAUCACCAAUCGAGAUAAUCCCCUGUCAUUUGGGGUCUCACUUCAGAAUCUCAGUUUGCAGACCUCAGAUCAAAAUUGGAAUCCAUGUUUACAUGAUGAAGCUACGAAGUUGUUCUAUAAGCUCAUACGUCUGGAUAACCUUUUUGCUUACUGGAAUGUGAAGUCUGUGAUGUUCUACCAUGGAGGUUACGAUGAAUCUUUGAAUAAUUUAAAGCAUGGAGUUGCCUGCCGCAAUGUGAUUCCAGAAGGUUAUGAUUUUGUAUUCCGUCCAAUUUCCGCUAAAGCCAAACUCCGUAUGAAUCCUCGAUCUGAUUUUGACUUUUCUUCACCAAAAAUGGACUUAGAUGUAAAUUUACAGGAUAUAGCCAUUGAGUUCAAUAAACCACAGUACUUCAGUAUUAUGGAGCUCCUUGAGUCUAUUGAUAUGAUGACCCGAAAUCUGCCAUAUCGGAAGUACAGACCCGAUGUUGUUUUGCACAACAAUGCCAAGAUGUGGUGGAAAUACAUUAUUAAAGGUAUUCUGGAAGUAAAUGUUCAACCCAAACUCAAUAUGUGGUCAUGGGAACACAUUCGACACCAUAGAAAACAAGUGAAGAGCUACAAAGAGAUGUAUAAAAUGAAGAUAACGUCAAAGAAACCUAGUGAAGAGAUUGUAAAAUUGUUAGAGGAAUUUGAAAAGACCCUGGAUAUAUUUAACAUCACGCUAGCAAGACAACAGGCAGAAGUUGAGGUAACUAAAGCUGGAUUAAAGAUUUACAGACCUGGGGUAAAACAAGAUGAUGAAAAUUCUGGUGGUUGGUUCAGUUGGAUAUGGGGUUGGUCAGGAGAAAAAAACGAUGAGAAGAAACAGGAAAUAAAGGGUGCAAGUCUUGAAGAAUUGAUGACACUGGAAGAAAAGGCUAAACUCUAUGCAGCAAUUGGGUAUAGUGAAACAGCUGUUGAUCCAACGUUGCCAAAAACAUAUGAAGCCAUGAAGCUUUCUGUAAAGCUGUUAAGCAUGUCCAUAUCAAUAAGGGAGAACAAGGAGAAAUCUGAGCUGAUCAAAUUUGCAGUAAUUGACUUGAGCACAAUGUUAACACAACGACCAGGUGCGCAAGCAAUAAGGUUUGAAACGAAAAUAAGCACAUUUGAAGUUACAGGCAUGUCUCAAGAAAAAUUCAUACCCUGUCUGCUAUCUUCUCGAACAGUCCAUUCGGAAAACAAUACAUCACUCUUGAGCAUAAUGUUUGAGACCAAUCCUUUAGAUGAGAAAGCUGAUCAGAAGCUUAGAAUUGAAUCACAACCAUUGGAAAUAAUAUAUGAUGCAAGGACUGUGAAUAGUUUAGUGGAUUUCUUCAGGCCUCCAAAAGAUGUACAUUUAGAGCAACUGACCUCAGCAACUUUGAUGAAGCUUGAAGAAUUUCGUGAGAAGACGUCGACAGGAUUAUUAUAUGUUAUUGAAACACAGAAAGUUCUCAAUCUAAAAAUUAAUUUAAUGGCUCCAUACGUCCUUGUUCCACAAAAUGGAUUUUAUGAAUCUACAUCAAAUUUACUACUUCUGGAUCUUGGUAACCUACAGAUGACGAGUAAAAGUCGUUCUGAUGUGUCAGAACUCAAAGUAGGACAAAGCACCAUUGAAGAUAUCAUGUCAAGAGCUUAUGAUAGCUUUGAUAUUCAGCUCAGCAGUAUACAGCUACUUUACUGCAAACAUCAUGAAAAUUGGAAGGAGGCUCGUAAGCUAAAAUAUUCAUCACAACAUAUCUUGCGGCCUAUGGAUGUGAAAGUGGAAUUUAGCAGGGCAAUGGUUGUCACUGAUGCAAGAAUGCCUAAAUUCAAAGUUUUUGGACAACUGCCUUUGCUCUCUGUUCAAAUCUCUGACCAAAAGCUGAUGGGUAUCUUGGAGCUAAUUGACAGCAUUCCUAAACCAGAAAGGAAUGAUGCUACCAUGUCUGCUCCCAAGUCAACUCAGAUUGCAGUAACUCCUCUGCUUCCAACACCACAAGUUUCGCAAAAUGUACUUCCUUUUUUGGAACUUCAUUCAUUAACUGAGUCAGAAUCGGAAGAAGAAUUUUAUGAUGCCCCCACCAGUCCUGUGGAGGAGAUGCCAUUUUUUGAAGCAUCUUCUGGCUCUCUGUCCAGAGUUAACAGUGUCAGAAGAAAAAGGUUUCAGAAGCAAGAAUCUUUGAAAAAUAUGACAGAAUUCCAGCUAAGAUUUGAAAUACCUGAGGUCUUAAUUCAGUUGUGUCGUCUUGCUGAUGGUACUGAAAAGCCUGUGCUGCAGCUAGAAGUUGUAGGAUUAGGCACUGAACUUAAACUCAGAACAUUUGAUAUGGCUGCAAAUGCUUUUCUUAGAGAAGUCUGUUUACUGUGUCCAGAGUAUAUGGAUGAUAAAGACAAACCUGUUUACAUCAUUACAACUUUGGAUAAUACAGAGGAUGAUCUUCUUACCCUGGAAUAUAUAAAGGCUGAUAUUAAUGGACCAGAGUUGAAAACUGCUUACAAGAAUGUUCUGCAGCUGUUAAAGGUGAAUUUCUCGUCUCUAGAUGUUCAUUUGCAUAAUGAAGCACUUCUGAAUGCCAUGAAUUACCUAAAUAAUCUUCUACCAAAACAAGAGACUAAAAUAACAGAAGUAGUAGUCCAGGAAAAAGAAGAGAAAAAGGAUGUUCUUAGGAAAUUAACGUCAAAAAAAUCCAAGUAUGAGGAUGUCAUAGACCUUCAUGUCUGUGCAGAUUUAUCCUGUUUGCGGGUUUUUAUUAGAGAACAAAAACGCAGAAUAUCUGAAAUUCACAUAGAAGGUCUUGAUUGCCAAGUGAUCAUGAGGAAAGCAGCAACUGAAGUGUUUGCAAAAUUAAAGAACAUAAUUAUUACGGAUUCUGAUGAGAUGGCAUGGUAUAAAAAGGCUCUUUAUAUCACAGGAAAAGAAGUCUUCAGUUUUAAAAUGGUGUCGUACGUGGAUGCUACAGAUGGUGCUGCCUAUACGAAUAUGAAUAUUGUGGACAGCCAGGUUUAUUUAACUGUUGGCUGCAUUCAAGUAGUUUUUGUCAACAAGUUUGUUUCAACUAUUUUAGCUUUUAUAAAUAACUUCCAAGCUGCUAAGGAAGCUAUUACUGAAGCAACUGUUCAAGCAGCAGAGAAAGCAGCUACAGGUGUAAAAGAAUUGGCACAACGAAGUUCCCGAAUGGCACUGGAUAUUAAUAUUAAAGCACCUGUAAUCAUAGUGCCACAGUCAGCAGACUCUACUAAUGUCCUUGUUGCUGAUUUCGGUCUAAUUACCGUAAAGAAUCAGUUCUCUGUUAAAACAAAGGCACAGUGUAGCCUUCCACCUGUUAUUGACUCUAUGACAGUGAAGCUGAGUGAACUAAAACUAUACAGAGCACAUUUUGAGAGAGAUUCAUUACAAAGUGAAAUACAGCUGUUGCAGCCACUAAAUUUGGAAGUUAUUGUUGAACGUAAUUUAGCUGCUGCCUGGUAUAGUGAAGUGCCUGAUAUUAAAAUACUUGGACGACUUAAGCCUAUGAAUCUCAUUCUCAGUCAGGAAGACUUAACCACUAUAUUGAGGACACUGAAUGAAAAUUUAGGGGACAGUUCUGGUGCUCCACCUCCUUUACCAAAACCUAAAGAUACAAGUGACACCUGCAGCGAUGCCCUCAGUACUUCCCAGCGUUCUGCAGGAAUAACUAUGGUAACAACUGCUGUGGUGGAAUUGCGUUCACCUGUUAAAGUUAAAACAACUCUAAAACUGGACUUUCUAUUCGACUCUCUCACGUUGGUAUUGUAUAGUCCAAAUUCUAAACAGGUUUCUGCUUUGGAUCAGAGAGAUGAUCUUUUGAAACUUGCAGAGUUUAAAUUGGUCUUGAUAUCAGCUGCUAUCAAAAUGUUAUCAGAUGGUUCAAUGAAUGCUUCAGUCAAGUUAGCAAACUGCACAUUAGAUGAUAAACGACUGACAGUCCAGAAGACAACUCCAAGAAUGGUAGAAAUAAAACAUGGAUCUGAAAAGAAGGACAUGGUGGAUAUAAGCUACAAGCAGGGGAGAGAUGGCACUGUCCUGGAUGCAGUUGUUCAAGACAUAUAUCUCUGUGCAAGCAUGGAAUUUCUACUUACUGUUGCAGAUAUAUUCUUAAAGGCUAAUGCAGAAAGUGCUGCUGCACAGAGAAAUAUCAAGCAAACUUUAGCUGUAAAGGAGCAAGCACCUAUCCAACCGAUAUCUUCAAUGGAAAUGAACAUUAUUGUUAAAAAUCCAGAGAUCGUGUUUGUGGCUGAUUUAACAAGAAGUGAUGCUCCUGCAUUGGUGGUUACAACACAGUGUGAGAUCUUUAUUAAGAACAGCCCUCAAAUGUAUAAAAUGACAGCUGCUGUUAAAGAUAUACAAAUGAAAGCCUGCCCCUUUCUUGCAGAAAAGAGAAAAGGGAACAUCACUACAGUAUUGCAGCCUUGUGAUUUCUUCUUCAAAAUGGUGCAGUCAGGUACUAAUCCACAAAUGGCUGACCUAUCAAUUAAAUCCUUAACACUAAAGGUGCAUUAUUAUAAUGAGAUGUUUGGUGUGUGGGAACCUUUGCUUGAACCACUAGAAAUUGAAAAGAGCGAUGAAUUCAAACCAUGGACUCUUGGAAUCAAGAUGAAAAAGAAGGCCAAAGAAGCAUUAGAAUCGGAUGCUGAAGAAGAACACUACAAGGUGCCAGAAUAUAAAACAGUAAUAAACAUCUCCUCGAAAGACCAGCUGAACAUUACACUAUCCAAAUGUGGACUACAAAUGUUGAGUAACCUGGGCAUGGCGUUUGCUGAAGCAGCUAGCAAAACUUCAGACAUCUUCAAAAAAGAUCAAGCACCAUUUGUAAUAAUGAAUUCCUUAGGACUUCCCAUCACUGUCUCACCCAGUGAUUCCUUUGAAGUCCUUAAUGUUGAGUCUGGAGCAAAAACAUUUCAUUUAAAAGAUGGGGAAAGUCUAAAUAUGGAAUUUCUCAGAACUAAAAGUGAGAGUGACCAGUUCACAGGAAUGACCACCCUAAGCAGCAAAAUGUUUUACAUUCAACUCAGGCCUCAUAAACACUCCACUGCUGACAAGAUUCCGUUGACAAAAGUUGGUCGAUGUCUUUAUAGAGUAAGACAUGAGGAGUCAGGUGUGGAAAGAUCCAUUGUUUGUCAAAUUGAUACGGUCGAAGGGAGUAAGAGGAUAACUGUACGUUCUCCUAUACAGAUAAGGAAUCAUUUUUCAAUUCCACUGAGUCUUUUUGAAGAUGGAAUAUGUCUAGGAACUGCUUCACCAAUAAAUGAAUUUAACAUACCACUGACCUCUUACAGAUCACUACUUUGUUUGCAACCAGUAACUGAUGAAAAUGGUGGAGAAUAUGAAAUGUGUGAAGGAAUUAGCUUUGAUGAAAUUAUGAAAAAUGUUGGCAACUUAAUACAGAGGAAAUGCCAGUCUGUGAAAUCAACUAAUCAUUCACUUAUCAUUAAUGUUGUGCCAGUAAAAGAUACCUUGACAUCUUCCGUAUGUGCAGAUGAUCGAUGGGAUUUACCAUAUGUUAUUCAUUUAUGGCCCUCUGUCCUUCUCCGCAAUCUUCUUCCUUAUCCAAUUACUUAUUCUCUAGAGGGAAAUGAUAACAAAUGGGACACUCUAGAGGAUGGAUGUUCAACUCAGAUUCAUAAUGCAGUAUUGGAUCAAACCAAGCUGGAAUUGCAGUUACUUAAUUAUCUUGAUCAAAACUGGAAAAGCGAGUACCGUGUAAGAACUAAUCAGCAGGAAAUUGGCUUCAUCACAUUCUCUUGUAUCACUGAAAUGGAUAAGACUGAACUAGAUAUUGCUGUUCAUGUGACCUAUGCAACUGGACAAAUGAUCAUAGCAAUUCACAGUCCAUAUUGGAUGGUAAACAAAACUGGCCGAAUGCUGCAAUACAAAGCCGAUGGCAUUCACCGCAAGCAUCCUCCUGACUACAAAAAGCCACUUCUUUUUUCCUUCCAGCCUAAAAAUUUCUUCCAAAAUAACAAGGUGCAGCUUAUGGUGACUGACAGUGACCUGUCUGAUCAGUUUUCUCUUGAUACUGUUGGUAGUCAUGGUUCUGUUAAAUGUAAGAGUCACAAAAAAGAGUACCAUGUUGGUGUCACCAUAGAUAACAGCAGUUUUAACAUUACAAGAAUCGUAACUUUCACCCCCUUCUUUAUGGUCGCAAACAGAAGCAAAUAUAUUUUAGAAGUAGCUGAAGAAGGCAAGGAAAAAUGGAUUCCUAUCACUUUUCAGCAGUGCAUUCCCUUUUGGCCUGAAAAUGAUUCAAAUAAACUGCUGAUUAGAGUUGAAAACUCCAACAUUCCCCCCAAGAUGAUCUGUUUUAAUAAGCAAGAAAACUGUACAUUGCUGUAUUUGGGCAAUAAGCUUGGUGGCAUUAUAGUGGAUGUUAACCUGACCGAACGUUCUACAGUAAUUACUUUAUCAGAUUACCAUGACGGUGCAGCUCCAUUCCUGUUAAUUAACCAUACCAAGGAAGAGAUGAUUGAAUAUGGGCAGAGUUCUCUCAAUGUGAUGGAGGACUGUCUCAUGCCAAAUAAAGCAGUAUUGUACACUUGGGCUGAUCCGGUUGGCUCUAGAAAGUUGAAAUGGAAAUGUGGAAAAUGCAAUGGGGAAGUAACACAAAAAGAUGACAUGAUGGACUCUCUCAUCCUGGAUGAUAAAAAGAGAGUUUAUUUAGUUUCAUUUUUUGAAGGCUUGCAACGUAUUAUCCUAUUCACUGAAGAUGAGAGUGUAUUUAAAGCAACAUAUGAAAGUGAAAAAGUAGAACUAGCAGAACAAGAAAUUGUUCUAUCAUUACAAGAUGUUGGAAUUUCUUUAGUUAACAAUUAUACAAAGCAAGAAGUGUCCUACAUUGGAAUUACAAGUUCUGAUGUAGUUUGGGAGACAAGACCCAAGAAGAAAUCAAGGUGGAAGCCAAUGAGCAUUAAGCAAACUGAAAAGUUAGAGAGAGAAUUUAAAGACUACAGUGAGCUAUCUCCUUCAGAAAACAAGAUUGUUGAGCUGGAAACAAAUGUUAUGGUUUGUUUAACUCCUAAUGGUGGAAACAUGAAAAUCCAGCAACCAAAUGAAAUUCCUGUAAGAAGAAACUAUUUGCCAGCUUUAAAUGUGGAAUAUAGUACAUCUGCGCAUCAAAAGUCCUUCAGAGUCCAAGUUUACUGGAUACAGAUACAAAACCAGAUUCUCGGAGCCAUAUUUCCUUUUGUGUUUUAUCCUAUUAAGCCUCCAAAGUCCAUCACCCUGGAUUCAGCACCAAAGCCGUUCAUUGAUGUGAGUAUUGUCAUGCGGACUGCAGGGCAUUCUCAAAUAUCACGUAUUAAAUACUUUAAGGUGCUGAUUCAGGAAAUGGAUCUCAAAUUAGAUCUUGGAUUCCUGUAUGCAUUGGCUGAACUCUUUACGCAGGCUGAGGUGCCCAAAGACCAAGAGGUUGAACUUUUCAAAAAGGAUAUAGAAUCUGUCCAAAAAGAAUUGAUGAGUAUGUCAUCAACAGAUACAUCACAAAUCAGCUUGUAUGAAUAUUUUCAUAUCUCUCCAAUCAAGUUACAUUUAAGUUUCUCACUGAGCACGGGUGGAGAAGAUAGCAACAAAGAAGAAAGACAGCAUGAACUGAUUCCAGUUCAGUCUGUGAAUCUUCUACUGAAGAGUAUUGGUGCUACGCUCACAGAUGUACAAGAUGUUGUCUUCAAGUUGGCUUUCUUCGAACUCCGCUAUCACUUCUGUACUACACAACAACUACAAUCAGCAGUUAUUAGGCAUUAUUCAAAACAGGCCAUUAAACAAAUGUAUGUUCUUAUUCUUGGCCUUGAUGUUUUGGGCAAUCCAUUUGGAUUCAUAAGAGACUUGUCUGAAGGAGUGGAAGCAUUCUUCUAUGAACCUUACCAGGGAGCCAUCCAGGGUCCUGAAGAAUUUGUAGAGGGUAUGGCACUCGGUCUUAAAGCACUAGUAGGGGGAGCUGUAGGUGGAUUAGCGGGUGCUGCAUCAAGAAUCACUAGUGCUAUGGCUAAAGGAGUAGCAGCAAUAACUAUGGAUGAAGACUACCAGCAGAAGAGAAGGGAAGCCAUGAAUAAACAACCAACUGGCCUUAGAGAGGGCAUCACUCGUGGAGGGAAAGGCUUAGUGUCUGGUUUUGUUAGUGGCAUAACAGGAAUAGUGACUAAACCAAUAAGAGGAGCCCAAAAAGAAGGAGCAGCUGGUUUCUUCAAAGGUGUUGGGAAAGGUUUAGUGGGAGCAGUAGCCAGACCCACUGGAGGAAUCAUAGACAUGGCAAGCAGCACAUUUCAGGGUAUUAAAAGAGCUACAGAUUCAUCUGAUGAUGUGACGAGUCUGCGACCACCUCGUUUCUUUUGUGAAGAUGGAGUUAUUAGACCUUACAGGUUAAGGGAUGGGACCGGAAGUCAGAUGUUACAGAAAAUUGAAAAUGGAAGAUUUGCAAAACUCAGAUAUGUUACACAUGCCAUGGUCAAUAAUACAGAUUUGUUAAUGAUAACAAAAUGUGGUGUUUUGUUUGUGACAAAAGGAACAUUUGGACAGCCGACAUGUGAGUGGCAAUACACUUACGAUGAGUUUACCAAAGAGCCAUUCAUUGUUGAUGGAAGAAGAUUACGCAUUGAAGCCAAGGAACGCGUUAAGUCUGUAUUUCAUGCCAAAGAGUUUGGAAAAAUAAUUAAUUUUAGGACUCCAGAAGACGCCAAGUGGAUCCUUUCUAAACUGGAAGAAGUGAGAGAAAGUCAUCCAAAGUUGUAAUCACUGGAGAAGUUCCAAGACAGAGAGAACAUGGAAUGCACAGUUCUGGCUAUUGCAUUUUAAUUGCUGUUUAACAUGUGAAACUGUUUGAUUAUCAGCCAAGAAAAAAAGAGAGAGAGAGAGUUUGUAAUAGCUUCAUUCUGCCUGUGUAAUAUAUAAUCAUAAUCAAAUUUUAAUUGAGUAAUCAGUCAGUCAGUCAGGUAAAAUAGUCUGGUGAUUAAAAAAAAAAAUUCUACCAACUUUUGGCUUGCUGGGUUUUUUACUUACAAAAUUAUAGACACCUAAAUCUAAAUACUUGAUUCCUUACAAAUACAGUAUAAACAUGCAUUUGUCUUAUGUCUGAUUCUUUCAUGUCUGCUACAGAAACUGAGCUCGAGAAUAAUUUGUGUGAUUUUAGAUGGAGCACAUCUUGAGAUGGUGAUCAAUACUCAAACUCUAGUUCUCCCAUCAGUUUUCACAUAGAUGUCAGCCACUAUUAUAUUAUGUUAUAUUGAAAUUAAAAUGAACUCAUCAGAGGUCAGGCAGACUUACUCCGACAGAUUGAAGAAAAUUCAGAAUGACUGCUGACCAGAAAUGUCUAACUCAGAUAUUUAAUCUCAGAGGGGCUCUUUAUCGAUAAAUACCACGGAAUUAUUUCCUUUAUUUUUUUAUAUAAAUGAACAGUUCAUGAUAAACUUAAAAUAUAGUAAAUUCUUUUGUAUGCCACUCAUAUUUAGCAAAAGCUUCAGAUCCCCAUGACACACACAUUGCCAUUCAUAAAAAAAGAACAGGUCAGUCUACCAAAGGAAGUGAUAAUCUGGGGAGAGGAGAAAUAGAUAAAUCUUUGGAAUUAUGUUGUGAGUAGUCGGACCUUAUUUUAACUAUAUGAGUGGAGUUGGAAUACUUGCAUAAUGAAGCAUACCUGAGGUUUUAAGAGUACUGUUCAAUGCAAGAGUAUUCCUAGGGUUACAUAGUAUUGCAUGCAAAACAAACUAAUAAAUUUUAGAAGACUGCUUAACUAAUCAAAUUUUAUAUAAAGAUCAUGUUCAUAUUAAAAUAAUUUAACAAAAGUAAUAUUGACUUAAUUCACAUUUGCCUUUUCUCACCUAAUGAAACAAUUUUUAAAAAAAGUUUAAUAUCCAAUUGGAAUAAAUGUAAGUGGCAGCUGGACUUCAAUAAAGAAAAGCCUACUGUGACGUCAUAUUGGGUAGGGGUUUUUUCAAUUUGCUGUUAGGAUGUGUGAAUAGUAAUAUAUGAGGAUGACUUGAAAAAUAAAAUCUAUAGAUUAGUGGACAGAAGAGGUGAAGGGAACUGCAUAGUGGUAUAUGAACAUAUUGUCUAUUCCAGAUUUUGAAGACUAUGGAAGGUCUGAUGCAUGUAGUAUCUGCUGCCAAGAUGUUAUUUCCAAACCACUGUUUGGAAUGUGCAUAGGGAAUUUAAUCCUCCUGAAAUUGCUGGUGCUGUUUGAGCUAUCCAGAACAUUGCUUUGUUGUAAAGCUAAAAUAAAUGGCUUGCCAAACUACAAUUCAUUUCAUGUAUACCAAGUCUUUCCUGCUGUGGUGUUUAACCUUUCAGCUGGUUACAAAAUAUAUUGUAAUAUUAUUGUGAUUUCCCCCAGAAUAUUUUAUUCUUUGCUAUAUUGAAUGUAAAUUGAAUCAAAAGAAUAUAAACAAGUUCCAAACUAUGAGGAUGAUUGUGUGUUACUCCUCUCGUAUAUCUUUUGUAGUACAGAAAACAUGAAACAUGCACCAGGAAUAUUUAUUCAAGUUACCAAAAUAAUAGUGAAUAUAUUGCCUUGUUUGAUUGUUGGUAAUAUCUUUAGCUGAAUACCAGAUAAUACAAACUUUACUCAAUCCCUGCUUCUUACCACUACUACUUCUAAACUUAUACAAUACAACUGGAUCAAGAGCCUUAUCAUGAUCCUCUCUUGAAUACCAUUUCAUUCUUUCUUCUUAUAUUUUCUACAAAUCCACUCCUUGAAUUUCUGCUUUUGUCCUCUCUCACAACUGAUGUCUUCUUUGUACAUACUCAUUUGUAUAACCUUUUUGUUCUCUUAUUUUGAAAUCAUCCUCUCUAUUUGGAGCUUUCUUUUGUUUGAUGGGUUUGAUUAUCACCAACUUAUAUUUUCCUGAUGUACUCUGCUAAUAAAAUAAUGUUGUGCAAAUCCUGUCUUCAUCCUGAUCACCUAAUAAGUCCCUAGAGUACUUAAAAAUUUUCUGUAUUUCAAAUGCCCAGCUCUUAAACUAGAUCUUCAAAGACUAUGUAUAGCUGUGCUCAAGCUCCUGUUUUAAUGGAUUGUAGUUUUUUCCAUUCUUUAUGCUAUAGUUCUCUAAAUUAUAAACUAUUUUGAUAUUUUAAACCAGCAAAGAUCCUUACUCAAAGAAUCUGGAAAGAGUGUCAAUUCCAUCAUAUUCCAGAAUUUUGGAAAAUGCAUUUGUAGACUUCCUCCUGCUUUCCCAGUUUCCAGGAUCCUAUCUUGCCCUGGUUUUCUCGGGCUCCUCUCUUGACCAACAGACUGCAUAUUCCCCCUAUAUCAUCCUUUCUCCUAGACUCCUGUUACUGCACCUGCUUCCAAUCUUGAUUGCAUUGCUACACUUCAGCUAUUCUGUAUUCAGUGGAAAAGAAUAUAUUAAUUUUAUUAACAAAUUUUAUUAAAUUUCAGACCUAUUUUAAUGUCUGCAUUUUGAUUUUGUCUACUGUAGUGUUAAAAUAGUAGUAAAGUAUACUAUAAACAUUUAUUGAAGCACAUUAUCAUCUUCCCUGUAUGAACAUAAAUUUUCUUCUUUUGAGAAAAUAGCUAGUUUGGUGUCUCAGAAAAAACAUUGUAUGUUUUUUAACUUGAUUCAAAAUAACAGUAAUAAUCAUUGACAAACCAAAACAUGGAAUUAAGAGCAACAAAUUUGAUAGUUUUUUUUUAAAAUAGUAAUGUUGUGUCCAAAUGACUAAGCCCUAUAAAAAGUGGGGUACUGUAGUCAUAAAAUAUGCAAGAGACAUUAGUGAAAUAUAUUUAUGUCAAAAGAUCUAACAUCCAUUCUACACAACUACGGUAUUACAUACAAUUAAGGGCUCUAUAAAGUCUUUUCCAGGCCUUAAGGUUAAAAAAUAUAUUUAAAAAUGUGACUAUAGCUUGGAAUGUUUUCCUCCUAAGUUAUGUAGUUUAACAAUUUCCAUUUUCACUAGUCUUGUGGAUUUUGUUACCAUGAUUGAGGAGAAUUGCACCACUUCAUAAGUGUUACCACACAGAACCUUUAGGCUAUAAGCAACUAAAGCCAAAUUAUCUUUCUGGAUAUACAAGCACAACUCUACUUAUCUUCAAAGUGAGUCGUUUGUGCCUGAGAGUGGCAUGCAGCCCUGAGUUUUAAGUUUUCAUUGAUAAAAAGUUGAGAUUUAUAACUGGAUUUUUUUAUUAAAACUAUACAAUAUGUACACAAUAUGCAUUCAUGAUACAAGUAGUCUCUCUCCCGCUAAAUGAAUCAGGAAUCAGAUGUGAGAUGUAAAAGUUGCCAUAAGUCCUGGAAAAAUAACUUCUUAAAACUCUUUUCCUUAUUUUCUAAUACUUUUAUAAAAAUAAUAGUAGUAAUGUAUGUUUCUUUGUAACCUUUCAUAAAAAAACAUGUAUAUUAAUUAGUGCUGGUUAGCAGUUCAAAAUUUUCUUUUUCCACAUUUGAGCAGUACUUUGUGGUUCUAUCUGGUCUUUGUUUCUCUUACACAUGGGCUAAGAGAGUCCAUGUAUAUGAAAAUAGUAACUUAAGUGUUGCACUCCUGUCCAUCCAAGUUCUUGAGCUUGAACUGUAAACAUGCAGUUUUCCUAAGAACUUAGUCUGCUAAUGUUAAAUGAUGAUUUUUAUAAAUACAGUGUUCACAUAUCUUUGUAUGAUUGCUAAAUCUUGUAUAGUUUGCAGCCUGCCAAUAUAAUCACACAAUGCAAAUAUUUAUGCCUGCUAUAGAUAAAUACAUUUAUUAAAAAUUUUAACUUUAAAA